Messenger RNA from Caenorhabditis angaria, 2180 nucleotides. The record is from the annotation of a GenBank genome assembly. NCBI's taxonomy places the organism in Eukaryota, Metazoa, Nematoda, Chromadorea, Rhabditida, Rhabditidae.
AUGUUACGAGUUUUGCGAACUUCUCGAUUAAUUCGAGCAGCAACUUCGAGAGCUAUUUGUGUAACACAAAAUGAGGCAAGGAAACCGCGAGUUUUGGAAAAUCAAAAGAGAUGGUUCGCAUCGGAAGCACAGAAGCAUGAAUUCCAAGCGGAGACCAAAAAUCUGAUGGAUAUUGUCGCGAAAUCACUUUAUUCACACAGCGAGGUUUGUGAUUUUUGCGGAGAGGAGAUUGCGAGUUUGAAAAUUUGACCGGGCUUUGUUUUUUUUCCAAAAUUUCGCGGGAAAUUUGAAUUUUUCUAUUUCGCGCCUUGGAAAAUUUGGUGGGAAAUUUGAAAUGUUGAAAAUCCGGCCAGGUCUGUGAUGUUCCGUUUUUUCUCAUGGAACCCACAAAUCUCUUAAUUCCGAAACAGAUUCACAUGUUUUUUAAAUUAAAAAAAAUUUUGCUGACCUUCAUUUUAAACGUGGACUGUUUGAGUUGGAAUUCUUAUUUUUUUUUCCCAAAAAUUUUUUUUCUCUCAUUUCCAGAGAAAUUUUCUUCAAAAGUAACCUGAUAAUUAAAGGUAAUUCAAUUCCUGAAAAUUUCCUGUCCAAAACAUUUAUUUAUUUUCUCAAAAAUAAAUAAUCGAUAAUUUUUAGUGCAACGUUAUCAUAAAAAUAAAAAUUGUCUCUGGGAAAAUUUGGAAUUUUCUUCAAAAAAAAUUAACAUUUUCAGGUUUUUGUCCGCGAAUUGAUCUCAAAUGCAUCGGAUGCUUUGGAAAAACGAAGAUAUGCUGAAUUGAAAGGAGAUGUUGCUGAAGGACCAUCUGAAAUUCGAAUUGUCACUAAUAAGGUAGAUAAGAGGAAUUUAUGAAGAAAAAUAGAAAAUGUUGGGAUUUCAGGAUAAUCGAACAAUUACAUUUGAAGAUACUGGAAUUGGAAUGAAUCGAGAGGAUUUGGUGAAAUUUCUUGGAACAAUUGCCAAAUCUGGAUCCAAGGAUUUUAUUGAGAAUGUAGGAAUUUUAGAGAAAACGGGGCACGAUUUUCUAAAAAUGGACAACCCUAUUUUCAGCAGGAAUUUUUUCCCAAGACAAAAAAUUCCCUCCCAAUUUUCUAUGCCUCUCCCCUUCAUCGUUUUUUUCCAGAACAAGGAAAAUGCUGAAGCUGUAAUCGGACAAUUUGGUGUUGGUUUCUAUUCGGCUUUCAUGGUGGCUGAUUCAGUUGUUGUUCGAACUCGAAAAGUUGGAAGUUCGGAUUCGGAUGGAUUGCAAUGGACUUGGAAUGGGUAAGCUUUUAACUGAUGUUUCACUCAAAAAUAUCUUUUUUUUUGUUUUUCAGUGAUAAUACAUAUGAAAUUGCUGAGACUUCUGGUCUUCCAACUGGAACAAGUAUUGAAAUUCGAUUGAAAGUUGGAGAUUCGGCGAGUUAUGCAGAAGAAGAGCGAAUCAAAGAGGUCAUCAACAAAUAUUCAUAUUUCGUUUCGGCGCCAAUUUUGGUGAAUGGCGAAAGAGUCAAUAAUUUGAACGCGAUUUGGACGAUGCAAGCGAGAGAAGUCAACAAGGAAAUGCAUGAGAACUUUUUCAAACAACUUGUCAAAACGCAAGGAAAAUCGGAUAUUUUUCAAACUCCUCAAUACACUAUUCAUUUUCAAGUAAGAUUUAUUUCAAUAUUCUUUGAAUUUUUUUGAAAUUCAAGAAGAUGUUUUUCAGACUGAUACACCAAUCUCAUUGCGAUCUGUGAUUUAUAUUCCUCAAUCGCAAUUCAAUCAAUUAUCAUUUAUGGCUCAGCAAAAAAAUGUGUGGAUUGUCUUUGUAUGCGAGAAGAGUUUUGAUUAAACCAGAUGCACAAGAACUCAUUCCAAAGUGGGUUUUUUUCGAGAAGCGAGUGUUAACCGCAGGAAGCGAAAAUUAAGCUGGAAAACCACGUGGCACAAUUUUGAGCUCAAAAAUCUACGUGGUAACUAUUUGAGUGAGCUCAAAAAUUCACGUGGCACAGUUUGAGCUCGAAAAUCUACGUGGCACAGUUCUCAGCUCAUAAAUCCACGUGGCAAAAUUUUCAGCUUAAAAACAUCCAUGCAGCAAAAUUUUAGCUCUAGGCUCUCAUAAUUUCAGCUAUCUUCGUUUUGUCAUUGGAGUCGUCGAUUCAGAAGAUAUUCCAUUGAAUUUGAGUCGAGAAAUGCUACAAAACAACCCGGUCCUACGUAA